CACCCAUCAGAGUGCGGUCGAAUGUCCGCUGCAUACGCUAUGGAUCCGACCCCGCAAAUGCAACACGCACCGACACACCAUGAACCUCCACGCUUCGGUGGCGUGCAGAUCCACCAGGAGGGCUCGCGCUUUGGCGCUACCCAUGUUACGGGAGGAUACGUCUUCCAGGGCAAUUUCGUCGGCCUGACCAUAAACUCCGCCGCCGCUAGCCAGCGCGACUACACGGGCCAGUUCGCCCACUCGUCGCUCGAGCCCGUCAAGGCCUUCGUCGCGCGCGACGCCCUGCACGACCAGAUCCACACCCAACUCAACAGCCAUGCGGCUGAGGCAAGCACCACCACGCUCGUGGUGUGGGGACUCGGCGGGGCCGGGAAGACGCAGCUGGUGCUAGACUACGUGCAACGACACCGCACCGAGUACAAGGCCACGUUCUGGAUCGAGGUGGCCAGCAAAGAGUCGCUAGAACGCGACUUUAUCAACCUGUAUCGGAUGCUGUUCGGCCUGGCAACAUCCGCUGGAACGGAGACGAUCAGCAUCGACGAUGCGGUGACGGGGGUGAAGAGCUGGUUCUCUGGGCGACAGGGCCCGUGGCUGAUGGUGUUCGACGGCGCCGAUGCCAUUGAAGACAGCAAGGCCCACAAUUUCGUCAACAUUAAGCACUUCAUUCCAGACGUGGCAUCUCUGCAUGUUAUUAUGACGAGCCGAAGCAGCACGGCAGCAAACAUGACGCGGAUGGACGGGGUGCAGGUAGGCGAGAUGGAGGGUGCGCAAGCUGUUGAGCUCUUCUACCGAUACACUCGGCUCCCGCGCGAUAAUGUAAAGACUCAUGAAGAGGUUAAGGAGAUUGUUAAGGAGCUUGGGUGCCUGGCACUCGCGGUCACGCUAGCAGGCGCGUACGUGGGGACGACUCCGCGGCUGCAGUCCAACGUUAAAGCGUAUCGACCAGAAUACAGGCAGCGGCGGCGGGAGCUGCUCCAGCGAAAGCCUGAGAGCUUAGUGCAUCAGUACAGCGAGAGCGUGCUCACGACGUGGGAGACGUCGCAUCGAGCGGUCGCCGAACAAUGUUCAGAGGCAUCGGUGCUGAUGACGAUGCUGUCGUUCUUGAGUUUUGAUGAUAUCUUUCUUGGACUGUUUGUCUUUAACGGACAGGUGGAAAUGUCGAAUAAGGAAGAAGAUAUAAACUGGAGAAGGCUCAUCUCUCCUGUGCAACCACUGAACACGUAUAAAAUCGAAGAAUGUUUCCGGGUGCUGCAGAAAUACUCGCUGGUGCAAUGGAAGGCGGACCAACAGAGCUAUGGAAUGCACAAGCUGGUACAUGCGUGGGGGUGUGACAGGCUCACGAGAGAUGAACAGGCUAGAUAUAGCCGGGCGACGUUUGGACUCAUUGUAGAGGCAGUAGAGAUGGUGGAGAGCGGCAGGACAGCGCCAGAAGACAAGCUGCGGAUAGUGCCACACGUGAUGGUAAGCUUUGCAGCGUUAGGCAACCGAGGGAACAAAGUCUUGGAGGGUGUGAUAGAUGAAUUAGAAGUGGUAGGCUUAUUCCUUCACCAGAUUGGUAAGUGGAGGGAAGGGCUGGAAAUUCAAGAAGUUGUAUUAGAUGGGGAGAGGCGCAUCUUCGGCGAAGAGCAUCCUUCCACCAUUGCAGCGAUGAACAACUUCGCAGGCACCCUUCGAGACCAAGGCCAACUCGACGAGGCAGCUAAAAUGUUCGAGGAAGUGUUAGAUAAGACGAGGCGCAUUCUCGGAGAGGAGCAUUCAGACACUAUCGCAGCGAUGAACAACUUCGCAAGCACCCUUCGAGACCAAGGCCAGCUCGACGAGGCAGCCAAGAUUGAGAAGGAAGUGCUAAAGAAGAGGAGGCGCAUCCUUGGAGAGGAGCAUCCAGACACCAUCUCGGUGAUGAACAACCUCGCUAUUACACUCGGAGACCAAGGCCAGCUCGAUGAGGCAGCCAAAUUGAAGAAGGAAGUGCUAAAGAAGAUGAGGCGCAUCCUUGGAGAGGAGCAUCCUUCCACCAUCUCGGCGAUGAACAACCUCGCUGCCACACUCGGAGGACAGGGCCAUCUCGAUGAGGCAGCCAGCAUGAAGAGGGAAGUGGUAGAGAAGACGGGACGCAUUCUUGGGGAGGAGCAUCCUUUUACCAUCUCGGCGACGAACAACCUCGCUAACACACUCAGAGAUCAAGGCCAUAUCGACAAGGCCGCUGAGAUGAGGAAGGAAGUGCUAGAGAAGACGAGGCGCAUUCUCGGAGAGGAGCAUCCUUCCACCAUCUCGGCGAUGAACAACCUCGCUGCCACACUCGGAGACCAAGGCCAAAUCGACGAGGCAGCCGAGAUGAGGAAGGAAGUGCUAGAGAAGAGGAGACGCAUUCUCGGAGAGGAGCAUCCUUCCACCAUCUCGGCGAUGAACAACCUCGCCAACACACUCGGAGACCAAGGCCAUAUUGACAAGGCAGCUGAGAUGAGGAAGGAAGUGCUAGAGAAGAGGAGACGCAUUCUCGGAGAAGAGCAUCCUUCCACCAUCUCGGCGAUGAGCAACCUUGCUAUCACACUCAGAGAUCAAGGCCAUAUCGACAAGGCCGCUGAGAUGAGGAAGGAAGUGCUAGAGAAGAGGAGGCGCAUCCUCGGCGAGGAGCAUCCAGACACCAUCAUGGCGAUGAGCAACCUCGCUGCCACACUCGGAGAUCAAGGUCAUCUCGACGAGGCGGCCCAGAUGGACAAGGAAGUAGUAGAGAAGAGGAGGCGCAUCCUCGGCGAAGAGCAUCCAGAUACUAGAAUAGCAGAGGAGAAUCUAGCUAUUAUAGUACAGCGUCAAAGGUCAAAGCGAGGCAGGGCUGGCAAGUCAGCUAGAAAAAGAACAAAGUUCCUACAGCUUAUUGGUAUGCGACCGCGUAUCUAGGUUUCUUGCCAUUAAGCCCUACUACUAAAGAUUGCAGGGUAAGAACUAAUCUUAAGACGCGGUUAAUCAGUUCUUACAAUUUUCCCGUUUACUGUUACCUAUACUUUCAUUUACUAGAAAUGUACGUUAGGGGUCAUUAUAGUGCUUAGUUACCGAUUCGGCGACUCUAAAUUACAUUUAUCCCGCGCUCUAGUUCCAAUCCAGCGGAUUGGAUCAAUCUUCCUCCCAGCAAAUAAUCAUGGGUUCGGUGUCCCUUUUUUUGUACUUCAUUAUCAUCUAGCGUCGAUAAAGUUUCUAGGGGCAACAUCACUGUGACCACUGCUUGAUCUACAGAGAAAAUGCUGCGGACAACGAGGCACGGGAGGCUGUUCAUCAGGCCUACCACCUCCAUCUCGAUCAAGCUCAGCGCUGAGCCUGUCUCUCUCCGGGACACUCUUUAUCACCUGGUUUCCCGACGCGAUCGUCCUGUAGUGUACCACCACCUCUUCGCUAUCGCGUGUCUGCCUCGUGUCUGUCCGUGCUGCACGCAUCGCAUGUUUGCCGUCUCUCGUAGUCGUAAUUCGUUCGCCCGCAUUCAGGCCGCUGCAGCGAGACUAUCUGCU
Molecule: messenger RNA, 3500 nt
Organism: Periconia digitata
Lineage: Eukaryota; Fungi; Ascomycota; Dothideomycetes; Pleosporales; Periconiaceae
Source: the annotation of a GenBank genome assembly